AUGACAACCGAAGGAGCGGGACAAGUUUCCAUUGAUUUGUGUUCGUGUGGUAUAUGUGAUAGACCUACUAUUUCACCCAAAUGCUUACCUUGCAUGCACACUUUCUGCAAGUCGUGUCUGAAUUGUCACAUACUGGAGGAGCUAGAGGCUAAUCAAAAUGGUAAAAAGACUUUUCAAUGUCCGCGGUGUGGUGUGAGUAUUCAAAUACCACAAAAUUCAGUCGAACCUCAUACCGACAAUUUUAAGGAUGACGUCUUCGUCAAUAGGUUAUCCGAGGUGAUCAGCAUUUACAACGUUGACAAAUUGUGCGAUAUCUGUGAUCGCAGUGACAUCGAGUCGCCAGCAGUUGAUUGGUGUACGGACUGCUUUGACUCCAUGUGUCAAAAAUGCAAGACAGUUCAUCUUAAUGGCAGAGCCACCUCGCGUCAUUCGGUCAUUCAACUAGAGGAGUUACGGAAUAUGUCGGUAGAGGAUAUAACUAAACGGCAAAAAUCAACCACAUGUAGAAAUCACGAGAGGGAAAUUGUGAAAUUUUAUUGCGAUAGAUGCAAGAUUGCCUUAUGUGGAAUUUGU
Lottia gigantea (owl limpet) is the source of this 573-nucleotide messenger RNA. RefSeq lists its product as hypothetical. Lineage: Eukaryota; Metazoa; Mollusca; Gastropoda; Lottiidae. The annotation marks the transcript as partial. Gene Ontology annotation, molecular function: ubiquitin-protein transferase activity; zinc ion binding. The record is from RefSeq and is a predicted model, not a curated record. Gene Ontology annotation, cellular component: nucleoplasm; chromatin. Gene Ontology annotation, biological process: positive regulation of DNA-templated transcription. The transcript has a single exon.